Molecule: messenger RNA, 3460 nt
Organism: Crotalus tigris (Tiger rattlesnake)
Lineage: Eukaryota; Metazoa; Chordata; Lepidosauria; Squamata; Viperidae
Gene: BBOF1
Product: basal body orientation factor 1
Exons: 11
Coding region: 96-1694 (532 amino acids)
Source: RefSeq, a predicted model, not a curated record
UUUUCUUCCUCACUUUUCCGCGACGCGCAGUUUCCAUAGUAACGGAGUCGCUUUAGGCAGGAAGAAAAUCCCUGGAAAAGCCGGAGCCUGGGAACAUGAAAGGGAAAAACGCGCAAAGUAAAAGCGCGAAAGGAGAGAAGGGGAAGAAAGUCGGCGAGGGCGCCGGCAAGAGCAGGGUAGAGCCGAAGUCCUUAAAGGAGGAGUCGGAGGCCGAAAGGGCUAAAGCCGCAGCGGCGCUAUGGGAGGCCAGGUUGGAGGUAACGGAGAUCUCCCGCAAAGAGCACCGCGAGGCUGCUCGCCGCCUCGCCCGGAACAACGAAGAGCUGGAACGGCAGCGGCGGCGGCUGGAGAAAGACAUGGUCGACGUGGUCUCCUGCCUCAAGAAGCAAGACGCGGAGAAGGAAGACCUGAUUGAGAAGCUGAAACAGCAAGUGAAUGAAUUGAAGCUCAGAGCAAAAGAGGAAAGUGAACAAGCGGCAGAACAAUUUGCUAAACAGUUAGAAGAGAUGGAGGCGAAAUUUCAUCGAAAGGCUAAGGAAAUUGGUCUAAUUCAGAUUGAACUUAAGAUGAUCAAAGAAUUUCGCAAAAAGAAAGCACUUUUGGAGAAAGAAUUAGAAGAUCUGAAAGAUACCUUGGAUAUCACAAAAAAAGAACAUCAGGAAACUAUUAGUAUGUUGGAGAAAAAGUUCAUUGAAGAAAAGCAACGUCUGGAAAGAGAAGCAGAGAAGAAGAUUAUAAUGCUGGCUGAAAGAGCCCAUCAUGAAGCUAUUGCACAGUUGGAUAAUGCUGGACGAGCAGUUUUUACAGAGAAUGUUCGUCUUCAAGAGGCUGUUGGUUAUCACAUGAAAGAGACAGAAGAGUUAGAAAGAGUCAAGGAAAAAUUGGAGAAAAGCAAUGCCUCUCUCUUGCAGGAAAAGGAAACCAAAGACCUUUUAAUUAAGAAGAAGAUUCUCCAAAUUACUCAGCAGAAAGCACUAAUCCAGGAGCUUCAAAACAAGGUUAAAAAACUAGAAGAAGCAGUUAAUUAUAUGGCUGGAGAAUUUAAAAUAGAAAUAAAAAAAACAAAAGAGAAGGCUUUGGUACAGAACCAAGCAGGUCAGACAGAAAUCGGAAAGCUGGAGCAGCUGCUGGAAAUGAAAGAAAAAGAAAUGAGUAGAGUGAAGAAAUUAGCCAGGAACAUCUUGAAUGAAAGGACAGAAGUGGAGAAAUUCUUCUUAGAUGCUCUGGAGCAAGUCAGACAAGAGAUCAUAAGCAGCAGGAAGUGUUACAAGCAAGUGGCUCAAGCCGCCUAUCAAAGGAAAAUGAUGGCAGCAUUUGCAGGGAAAGAGGACUACCCCAAAAUCAGAACAUUUAAUGACAAUGCACAUAGCACAAAUAGCGUGCAAAUGGACCUUUUGGAAGCAGAGAAAUGGACAAAUAUUCAGAAGGGGAAGGUGGACAUUUCUGAACUGACCUGGGAGCAGAAGGAAAGAGUAUUGAGGUUACUGUUUGCAAAAAUGAAUGGCUUAAGACACAGGAAAUACAGUCAAGUUUUGGUUCCAGUAACACCAACCAAUUUUAAUUUUGCAGAAACAAAGGCAUCUGAAGGUGAUACUGUUCCUGUCUAUGCUUUCAUCACUCAGCAGGCACCACUAUCUGAAUCAUCUCAUAAAUCAUCACCCCUCCCAGAUAUUCAUCUUAUACCACCCGAGUAGAUUAGCAUGGAUACUAAUCACAGACCGCUGAAAUUAUAAUUCUUCUUUUCUCAACAUUUACUCAGAUGUGUAAGGCUAAUCAUGCUGCAGCAAUGAAAGCACUGAUUUUGUGCAUCACAAUUUGCUUUACAUCAGGUCAACUUGAAAGAUAACAGAAUUGUUUCUUUAAAGAAAUAAUUCGUGGUUUUCUUCAAAAAGUAAAUGUCUACACAUCAAUUCAUUUGUUUAAGAAGUUAUUUGAAAGGUUGUGUAUUCUUGAAUAAAACUGAUUAAAAUAUGUUUGCAACUAUUUUAAAAGCAUUUUUUGUGGAAAAAAAGUAAUGAUUCUGGUAAGAAAAUAUCUCCAAGGAUUAUCCAGUGGGUCAGGGGUUGUCUAGUAUGACAUACAGAUGAACAAUUUUUUUUUUUCAGAUUUAUAUACUGAAUCUCUCACAUAGGAAUAUCAGGAGGUAGAAUACCAGUGGCACAGUCUGACAACUUUGAUGUUUCUUAAAGGCAGUUUUUUAUUUUCAUCUAAGCUUUUUACUUGCUUUCUAUAUUUCAACCAGCGUGUCCAACGAUUAUUUCAAAACAUUCACAAACCUCAUUGUUGUCUUUGAACUAAGACAUGAUUUAGUAUCAUGUUCAAAUAAUAACCAAUGUUUAUACUUUGAUUUAGUAUUAGAAGUAUUUCUAUUAUUAGAUUAUUAGUCUGAAGAAAACCAAAAGGCUUUUGAAUUUAGUGGCAUUUAUUCAUGAUUAACACCAAUAUGCAACUUUCAAGCAUAUGGAUGAAUAACCUGUUCAGGUAAUAAUGAUCAGUUUUUAAGCACCUGUUAGGUACAAAAGCUAAUUUGAUUAGACAAUAGAAAGCAAUAGCGCAUUUUCCAAAUUUAAGGAAAUAUUUUGUAAUUUUUUAAAAACUCUAUGUGAAGAUCAUAUGUAGUCCCAAAAUAGCAUCACUGUAUCAUCCUUUAUCUCUAAAUUUGACAUAAGUGUAUUACUCAUAGCUAAUCCAUACAUACUAUAUAGCAAUAUAGUAUGUAUGAAUUAGCUAUGAGUGAUACACUUAUGAACAACUGAACAACUCAGAGAUCUCAAGAUCAAUAAUAUGUAUACUCAAGUAUAUAAAAUCACAGAUGUCUUUGUAACUAGUGUUAGAAUCUACCUUCUCCACAUAUAUUUGGCUAAUGAAAAAUAUCAUAAUCAGAUUAAAGCAAUAUAGAUAGAAUAUAUUGCCUCUAUAAAAAUACGUUACUUUCUUGGGCCAUUUGUUCAGCACUAUUUAAAACAAAGCUCAAACACAUCUAGUUCCAAAUAUACUCAGUGCAUAAAUAGUAUGUAGGCACAUUCAUGUAUAAAAUUAAAAUUUGUUGAUUUUGUAUGACUAAAUUUUGUAUGAUUUUGUAUGACUAAAUUCUAGUGAUGGUAAGGCUUCACUGCUUCUCCACAAGGCCAUACUCUCAAAACAGCUCUAUGAAAUGCUUGCAGGAUAGUUCUCCUGGAUUUGCCUCUCCCAAAAUUUACUUGCCCAUCCUAGUAUGAGACACAAUCAUUCCAGCAUAUGCAGGAUUUUUUUGCAAAAAAAUCUUAAAAGCAAUAGAAUAUAUCACCCAUAAACAGAGUGAUAUCAACUGUUGCAGCAACUGCUUUCCCAAAAACUAAUUCUCUAGGAAGAACUUGAAUUUUCAACAUUAUCUCAUGAAUAGGACAAAAGCAAAUGAAGCAGAUACUGCUUUGGCCUGAUUACUCAUCACAGAGAAUGUUUUCUUCUACAAAAAAAAAAA